Molecule: messenger RNA, 129 nt
Organism: Paraglomus brasilianum
Lineage: Eukaryota; Fungi; Glomeromycota; Glomeromycetes; Paraglomerales; Paraglomeraceae
Source: the annotation of a GenBank genome assembly
CAGUUUCUGAUAAUGUCGGAAAGUAAUAAAGACAUGAAGAGUAACAUGUUAAAAAAAUCAGACGAUUCAGAAUUAAGGGAAUCAUCACCCAUUGAAGGAGCAUCUCGCGUACAAGGAGCUGUCAAGUGA